UUCAGGUAUAGUGUAAACAAGACAAUUUAUUGAAGACUAAACACAAACGCAGUGCAAGGUAUACAUAACACCGUGCAAACAACCCACACCCAACAGAUAACCAUAUAUGCAAUUAAACGUAGUCGGGCAGGCCGGGUCAGUAGCAAACAGGCAAACAGGGUACCAGGAGCGAGCGGAAGAGUGGUCAGGAAUAGCUGACGUCAGGACAGGCGGAGUUCGUUCAGAGUCAGGAUCAAAGCAGAGUCAGGAUCAGGCAGGAAGCAGACAGAAUGCAGGUACAGGGGCUCAUGGGAAACAUACACCAAGGCACUGACUGUAGGUCCGGCCAUUCCUUAAAUACACCUCCUGCAAUCAGCCUCAGGUGAUGGCUGACUGCAGGAGUGAGCUUCUGGUUGCUGAGAGCACCCGCUGGCCAGCCCUGGUACUGCAGCCCACAUGGCAGAGGAGUCCCACCAACUAAGGGUGAGUCUAUUCCUGACAGCCAUUAACGCAAGAAUGAUCCUCCACAUGUAGUCU
Staurois parvus is the source of this 516-nucleotide messenger RNA. Lineage: Eukaryota; Metazoa; Chordata; Amphibia; Anura; Ranidae. The record is from the annotation of a GenBank genome assembly.